Molecule: messenger RNA, 1245 nt
Organism: Zingiber officinale
Lineage: Eukaryota; Viridiplantae; Streptophyta; Magnoliopsida; Zingiberales; Zingiberaceae
Product: probable transmembrane GTPase FZO-like, chloroplastic
Exons: 4
Coding region: 23-775 (250 amino acids)
Biological process (GO): thylakoid membrane organization
Cellular component (GO): chloroplast membrane
Source: RefSeq, a predicted model, not a curated record
ACUAACAUGAGAUGAGACCUAAAUGGGCAAUGAUGGAUCAAGCAUAACACGAAUGAUGAGAGGAAGAGAAAAAGAGAGAAGAAGAAGACCAAGAGGAAGAAUACUUAGUAGGCAACUUGCCCACUAUGAGCAAUGCAUGGGCGAAUUUAACUCUGGAAAAUCUACUAUUAUCAAUGCCCUUCUUGGACAGAGAUAUCUCAAGGAAGGAGUGGUUCCUACUACAAAUGAGAUCACAUUGCUUUUGCAUUCUGAGACAGAGUCCGCCAAAUACAGCCGCUGCGAAAGAAAUCCAGAUGGACAAUUUAUAUGCUAUUUGUCAUCUCCAAUACUCAAACAAGUUGCCUUUCUUCUUUAUGUCCAGCAGUGGAAGAAAAAAGUUGUAUUUGUUUUAAAUGAAUUGGAUCUUUAUCGAACAAGCAGUGAGCUUGAGGAAGCAACUUCCUUUGUAAAAGAAAAAGCACGUAGACUGCUUAACUCAGUCUACGUAGACUGCUUAUUUCCUGUAUCUGCACAGUCUGCUUUGGAUGCGAAACUCUCCUCUUCAAGUUACAGUGUGGUAAAAUAUAAGGAAGCCUUGUUUAGUGAUAGUCGUUGGAUGAGCAGCCAAUUUUAUGAGCCAGAGAAGUUCUUAUUUAGUCUUUUAGAUGGAACAACAGAAAGUGGCUUGGAGAGAGUGAAGUUGAAACUUGAAACACCACUUGCUAUUGCUCACAAGCUAUUAUCUUCCUGCCAAGCACUUGUAAAACAAGAAUAUGAAAUUGCCUGUGAGGAUUGAUUUCAAUCACUGGAAUCCUUAGCAGUGUAAAAGACUAUUCUGCAAAAAUUAAGAGUGAUAGGAAGAGUAUGAAAUUGCCUGUUACAUGGAGGAAGAGUAUCACUUCUUUGGUAUGCAUGGUUAUAGAUAAUAUUACCAGGGUAGUAAUAGGGGAUCAUACAAACAACAGCUUAAUCUCUAUUCCUGAAUUUCUUCAAAUUUUAAGAUUAUAAGUAAUUUUUCUGAAUCUUUGCAGUAUCUUUCUUUUCUUAAAAUGCAGAUUGAGACAACAAAAUCUCGAGCACUGAAGCUGACAUAUUCCCUCCUCAGAUUGUCAAAUAUUGAUCUUAUUCCUGCAUAUGCUUUGAAAGCAGAAAGAACUGGUUCUACCUUCACUAUCUCAACUUUCCAAAAUGACAUCAUUAAUCCUGCUCUUUCUGAUGCACGAGUAUGUUUUUUGUUCUAAUUUAUAAUUUCAGAUGUUCCUUUCA